Panicum hallii is the source of this 1634-nucleotide messenger RNA. RefSeq names its product serine-threonine kinase receptor-associated protein. Gene Ontology annotation, cellular component: SMN complex. The record is from RefSeq and is a predicted model, not a curated record. Gene Ontology annotation, biological process: spliceosomal snRNP assembly. Gene Ontology annotation, molecular function: protein binding; RNA binding. The transcript is spliced from 8 exons. Lineage: Eukaryota; Viridiplantae; Streptophyta; Magnoliopsida; Poales; Poaceae. The coding region runs from base 366 to 1391 and encodes 341 amino acids.
UUUGAACGCAACACAACGCCCUCAUCCCGGCAGCCACCCCAGCUUCCGUACACCUGCCGCUUUCGUGGUCGACGCAGGCACCCGCGGCGGCCGCCGGAGCUGCCAGCCGGCGACCCCAACACCUGCUCGAGAUUAGAAAAAAAAUUCCAUCUUCACCUCUUCGUCCAUUUCAUCUAGUUAGCAUAGCUCCCCGAUCCGUAGAUCCGGAUCAUCCAAUCCCCGCGCGGACCCUCAAUUUCCCUCUGAUUUUUGCUUCUUUUUUCGCCCGGUGCUAGGUCUAGUGCGCCGCGCUGGUUUAGGUUUUGCGCGGUGGCAGUGAGGCCUUGAAGCUAGGGUUAGGAUCCCGGUGCCGGUGCGGCGGAGGGAUGGAGAAGAAGAAGGUGGCGGUGCCGCUGGUGUGCCACGGCCACUCGCGGCCGGUCGUGGACCUCUUCUACAGCCCCGUCACGCCAGACGGCUACUUCCUCAUCAGCGCCAGCAAGGACUCAAAUCCAAUGCUUCGUAAUGGAGAGACUGGAGAUUGGAUUGGGACAUUUCAAGGCCACAAAGGUGCUGUUUGGAGCGCUUGUCUUGACACCAAUGCUCUGCGUGCUGCCUCUGGUUCCGCUGACUUUUCAGCAAAAAUAUGGGAUGCACUGACAGGCGAUGUGCUCCACUCCUUCGAACACAAGCACAUUGUCCGUGCAUGUGCUUUUUCUGAGGAUACCCACAUGUUGCUUACUGGAGGUUUUGAGAAGAUUUUGCGCAUAUAUGAUUUGAACCGUCUGGAUGCAGCUCCACGUGAAAUUGAGAAAUCACCUGGUUCUGUCAGAACUGUCACUUGGCUUCAUAGUGACCAAACUAUACUAAGUUCCUGCACGGAUAUGGGUGGUGUGAGAUUAUGGGAUGUAAGGAGUGGAAAAAUUGUCCAAACACUUGAAACCAAGUCACCUGUGACCAGUGCGGAAGUAAGCCAAGAUGGUCGGUUUAUCACGACAACUGAUGGCUCAAGUGUGAAGUUUUGGGAUGCAAAUCACUAUGGACUUGUUAAGAGCUACAAUAUGCCAUGUGCAGUAGAGUCAGCUUCCCUUGAACCAAAGUAUGGGAACAAAUUUGUCACUGGUGGAGAAGACAUGUGGGUUCGUGUCUUCGAUUUCUUCACUGGAGAAGAAUUAGCAUGUAACAAGGGGCACCAUGGUCCUGUUCACUGCGUCCGGUUCUCUCCAGUCGGUGAAUCAUAUGCAUCAGGGUCGGAAGAUGGCACCAUCCGAAUCUGGCAGCUGGGCCCAGCUAGCAGCGAAGAGCAGGAGGCGGCAAACACAAACGGGAAGACGAAGGUAGGGGUAAAUGACAUCGCGUGCAAGAUUGAGGGCUUCCACAUUCCCAAGGAUGGGCAGGUAGAGGGGUCGUGAUGCACCACUUCGUGCUGGCUAUGCUUGCUGGGAGGCUGCUGUUGUCGAAUGCUCCGCGGUCUGUUGUAAUACGGGUGGGUUUCUUGUAGCAUUACUGGGACGAAAUGGUGGAAUUUUGUAGGGAGGUCUCCUAACUCCACUUGCAGUACACAUUCGAGACAGUUCUCUCUUCUCUCAUUGAAAGGAGAGGAAGUUGAAAUUGAUCAUGUCUUUUUCUACCUUGUUAACACAGUGUGUGUUCGU